AAAAAAAUGUCAAUGUCAAAACAAAAACAUAUGAGUGCUUUUAUAAUUUACCAACUUACAUAUUUUUAAAUUAAAAUGAGAUUAUCACUUGUAUUGUUCCGACGUAACCGCAUGCCUAAUGGCCAUAUAUUUCGUGGAAAAGACCGUUUAGUUAAGAAAGUGGAACCUAAGCAUUUACGCAAAAUGCAGCAGGAAUUAGCUAUUGAAGAGCAAAACAUGUUCUAUCUGAGGUUUCCUUACCUCACAGAGGCUGAAAGUGCAGGACAUGCUAAAGCUCUCGGGAAACCUGAAAAGCGAACAGAACAAGUCCUGAGCAGCAAGGCGAAGCUGUUUAAAGAGGAUGUCACAUUGUAUGAACGCCUUGGUCAUCUCAGAGUAAAGGAAUCAUGGGAUUAGUUUAUGAUAAUUUAGUUUAUGCUUAGUUUACUUGUAUAGUUAGAAAUAUAUUGAGUUCAAUUGAAA
Molecule: messenger RNA, 462 nt
Organism: Pectinophora gossypiella (pink bollworm)
Lineage: Eukaryota; Metazoa; Arthropoda; Insecta; Lepidoptera; Gelechiidae
Product: ribosomal protein 63, mitochondrial
Exons: 2
Coding region: 76-396 (106 amino acids)
Biological process (GO): mitochondrial translation
Cellular component (GO): mitochondrial ribosome
Molecular function (GO): structural constituent of ribosome
Source: RefSeq, a predicted model, not a curated record